AUUGUUGUUUUCCUUAUCGAUCUUCAACACCAAGGCAGUGAUGGAAGGAUCGCAUUGCACUAGGGCACCUAGUUGAGAGUUGGUUAAGAGUUAGAAACAGUCGAUACAGAACCAAAGAACCAACAGCCACUGGGCAAGGAACAUACCUGAUAUAGCUCUGACCAUUCUCGUUGUGAGGAGCAAAAGAAGCUGUUUCUGGUGAUGAGCAGUGCCAAACCAACUUGGACCCAGAAUCGGCAGCCCGAGGAGUGCUGAUUUGAAUGCUGAUUUAAGUACUGAUUCGAGAAGAGAGGCCAGUAGAAAAGAAGGUGAUGGACUCUUUCUUCUUCUGCAACACCAGUAAACAUAGCAAUGGCUUCUCCUCCAGUUACAUGCCACAUUCUCGACACCACUACAGGCAGACCAGCCCAGAGUGUUCUCUGUGCCAUUUACCACCUCAGCUCCAAUCCCAACGACUUGCCUCCAGACGACGACUUGGUUGACCUCAGCGUCGACGAGCCCAGUGCUCCCUUUGGUUUAGCCAGAACCAAUUCUGAUGGCAGAAUUACCAGCUGGAGCAUCAAACCCAGGCAGACUCCCCAGUUCUACGAGAUGUUGGGCGUCAACAGCAGCCUUGAGUGGGACAACUUGAAGCCUGGCCUCUACAAAAUCAGGUUCCACACUGCGAAAUACUUCCUCAGGUCUGCUGUUGGUGCUGCUUCUGCUGCUCAAAAUACGUUUUUUCCUUUUGUCGAUAUUCAUUUCAUCAUCAAAAGCCCUCCUGAUAGUCACUACCACGUUCCUUUGUUGCUUUCUAACCAUGGGUACACGACCUAUCGUGGAAGCUAGUCGAGAAAUUGCUCUUGCCAAUUCAUAUUCAGCCUUUAUUCGUGUCUGAGCUUCAUAAGACUCAUUUAUAAGUUAUUUAUUCAAUAUACUAUAUGCUUUCUAAUUUUAAGAAAAAAGAAGUAAAAUAGAGUAUUAACCGCUGAUUCCUUUCAACUUUCUAAAAAAACAAAAAGGAAAAGUUUCAAAAAAUAAAAAUUAAGGAAAUUCAAGUGCUCUAGAACAAAAAGGCACGAAUUCACUGAUAGCAACAAAAUUUGCAAGAAUUUAAAAACUAUUAAGAUUGUAGAAUGAAGUCAAAGAUAUCAGGUAUCGCAAUAAAAUAUAUUAAAUUAUAAUUAGUAAAAAAAAAAAAAUAAAAGCAAAACGAAAGACAGAAUUUGUAUCAUU
Molecule: messenger RNA, 1215 nt
Organism: Ascoidea rubescens DSM 1968
Lineage: Eukaryota; Fungi; Ascomycota; Saccharomycetes; Ascoideales; Ascoideaceae
Product: hydroxyisourate hydrolase
Exons: 1
Coding region: 352-828 (158 amino acids)
Biological process (GO): purine nucleobase metabolic process
Molecular function (GO): hydroxyisourate hydrolase activity
Source: RefSeq, a predicted model, not a curated record